AUGGUUCCAGAAAUUUCACAAUUACCAAGAUUGUCAGAUCAAUUAGAAGAAGCCAAGAGAAAGGCAGCAUACCGUGCAAUUGAUGAGAAUAUUGAUUUUGAAAAUCAUAAAAUAAUCGGUAUAGGUAGUGGUAGUACUGUUGUUUAUGUUGCGGAAAGGUUAGGACAAUAUUUAAAAGAUGAAAAAUAUGCCUCUAAGGUUUCUCAAUUCAUUUGUAUACCAACUGGAUUCCAAUCAAAAAAAUUAAUCUUAGAUAAUGGAUUACAAUUGAGUAAUAUGGAAUUAUAUUCUCAAUUAGAUAUUGCAUUUGAUGGUGCUGAUGAAGUGGAUUAUAAUUUACAGUUGAUUAAAGGUGGUGGAGGUUGUUUGUUCCAAGAAAAAUUGGUCAGUUCCAAUGCUAAGAAAUUCAUUAUUGUUGCUGAUUAUAGGAAAAAAUCUCCAAAAUAUCUAGGAACUAAUUGGGUUCAAGGUGUACCAAUUGAAGUUGUUCCAUCUGCUUAUGUUUCUGUUUGUAAAGAUUUAGAAAAUAAAUUAGGUGCAAAGAAGGCUGUAUUGAGAGAAUGUAAAGGUGGUAAAGCCGGACCAGUUGUUACUGAUAAUAAUAAUUUUAUUAUUGAUGCUGAUUUUGGAACCAUCGAGGAUCCAAAACAAUUACAUAAAGAUAUUAAACUAUUAGUUGGUGUCAUUGAAACAGGGUUAUUCAUUGAUAAUGCCGCUAAGGUUUACUUUGGUAAUGAAGAUGGUUCCGUUGAACUUGUUUCAAAAUAA
Messenger RNA from Naumovozyma dairenensis CBS 421, 768 nucleotides. RefSeq names its product ribose-5-phosphate isomerase RKI1 (gene RKI1). The record is from RefSeq and is a predicted model, not a curated record. The coding region runs from base 1 to 768 and encodes 255 amino acids. Lineage: Eukaryota; Fungi; Ascomycota; Saccharomycetes; Saccharomycetales; Saccharomycetaceae. Gene Ontology annotation, molecular function: ribose-5-phosphate isomerase activity. Gene Ontology annotation, biological process: D-ribose metabolic process; pentose-phosphate shunt, non-oxidative branch. Gene Ontology annotation, cellular component: intracellular membrane-bounded organelle. The transcript has a single exon.